This is a messenger RNA of Adineta steineri, 831 nucleotides long. The record is from the annotation of a GenBank genome assembly. NCBI's taxonomy places the organism in Eukaryota, Metazoa, Rotifera, Eurotatoria, Adinetida, Adinetidae.
AUGAAAUUAUACCAACAUUCGGCUCGAUGUUCAGCUGCCAUACAAAUCUAUCUUGAUGCAAAUCCACAAUAUUGGCGUUUUAUACCUAUGACAUGUGAAGAAGCACAAACAUCUGAAGAAUAUAUAAUUAAACGAAGAAAUCUUUCUGACGAACUUGAUCGGAAACGACGAACGAUACAUAAUGCAUCGAUCUAUGUUGAAGCUGUUCCUCAACCUCCCAAUGGACACGUCUUUUCCAAACGACAAAUUGCAUUACAAAUGGAGUAUUUCCACUAUAAGAAAGAUAACAAUUCACUUAAUCUUGAUCUUGAUCUUUAUAAUGCUACAAUUGUUGCUGUUUUACCAGAAACAUAUACAGCAAUGUUUCGUUUAUUAAUCGAAUCCUUGUUCAUAACUCCUGCUGAUACAAAAUUGAAUAGUAUAGGCAAUAUGAUACGAGGAUAUGACUUACCUGAUCUUAAUCCAUGGUUAAUACGUGGUGAUCAAUGGUGUCAAGGGGAAGCUACAGUUACUCAACAUAGACGUGCAACACGCCUGGCCAAGACAAUCGAUUAUAAUAAUAUUCCUACUGAUCUUGAUCCAUUAAUUAAAGAAAAGUUAAUUAAAAGACGAGACAGAACCAAUUCCAUUAUUGUCCAUUAUACACAUGAAAAACAAUUUUCACAUUAUAAACGAGCAUUUCAUCAACUAUGGGAUGAUACCUUCUAUAAUACACCAUUACAAACGACAAAAAUCAUUGUUGGUACUCGCAACAAUCCCAAUAUUUCCAAGGAACUUAUCCGUCUUAAUCCAUUCACCAAACCUUACAACCCCAUCAAUACAUCAACAUAA